Helianthus annuus (common sunflower) is the source of this 840-nucleotide messenger RNA. RefSeq lists its product as uncharacterized. Lineage: Eukaryota; Viridiplantae; Streptophyta; Magnoliopsida; Asterales; Asteraceae. The record is from RefSeq and is a predicted model, not a curated record. The coding region runs from base 1 to 840 and encodes 279 amino acids. The transcript is spliced from 8 exons.
AUGUUAAAAUCAGUUGACAGUAACAAUCUUAGUUUUGUAAACGAUUUGAAUCCUGGGAAAGAUAUGUGGAACAUGAAAGCGAGAAUUAUUCGAAAAUGGAAUCAGGGUUACAAGAUGGAUCUCAUCUUCAUUGAUGAAAAGGGUGCUAAGAUUCAAGCAGGUACUAAGAGUCAUCUGAUACCUAUUUUUGAUGGACAGCUUCAAGAAGAUGCUGUUGUGAUUCUGUCGAAAUUUGGUGUUGGUGAGAAUAAAGAUUUAUAUAAAGUAGUAGUGCAGCCUUAUAAAAUCAACUUUUAUAGAUGCACAACUGUUACUCCUGUGAGAGAAUGGCAAGGUGUUGAAUAUGGUUUCAACUUCAGAGCUUAUGAAGCUAUUCUUCAAGGAGAGGCGUUAAACGCUUUGAGUGUUGAUGUUGUUGGAUCUGUGGUUUGUUGUGGAGAUCUUGAAAUCUCUGAUCGACCUCCAAAGGAGACUAAGAAGAUCAAUUUCGAUAUUAAAGACUUGGAAAUGUUGAUUAAGGACUUCAUUUCUAAAAUCCCACCUCAUGAGCAUGUGAUGGCUGUUAUACAGCAUGGAAAGUGUAAGGAAUGGAAAGGUGAAUAUACUGUUCAAAGAGAUAAGUUUGCAACACAGAUUUUUCUGAAUGAAGAAAUUGAUGAAGUUAAUGAGCUAAGGAGGAGGCUUAUACUGAAGUUUGGACAAGGGAGUGGUUCUACUUCUCAAACAGUACUAUCGUCUCAGAGUGUUUUUCCAUUGCAUAAAGAAUUUGUAACUGAUGGUGUGAAGAAACAUGUUGAUGAGAUUAGUGAGAUAGAAAAGGUGAACAAUGAAAGAACAUGA